Messenger RNA from Prunus armeniaca (apricot), 252 nucleotides. The record is from the annotation of a GenBank genome assembly. Lineage: Eukaryota; Viridiplantae; Streptophyta; Magnoliopsida; Rosales; Rosaceae.
AUGGAUGACAAGCCAUCUAGUGACUACAACUCAUGUAAACAAAAGGAUAGGGAGACAUAUCCGUCAUUGCCUUGCAAAGACAAAGAAUUCCACGCCAUCCUUGAUACAAUGAUUGCUGACGGUGCAAUCAAACCUCUCAGACCUUACAAAGUCCUUACCAGAGAGGAGAAGAAUGAUCCUAUAUACUGCUGUUAUCAUCAAUUUGUAAGGCAUCCAACCACUGCUGAUCAAAACGAAGGGGAAAAGAGGUAG